Molecule: messenger RNA, 759 nt
Organism: Musca vetustissima
Lineage: Eukaryota; Metazoa; Arthropoda; Insecta; Diptera; Muscidae
Exons: 1
Coding region: 1-759 (252 amino acids)
Source: RefSeq, a predicted model, not a curated record
AUGUCGUCGGAAGAAAUGACUGCAACAACAACAACCUUAAAUGUCCUGUGUGCCAUAUGCAGUGAAUAUUUCAAAAGCAACGACAUCAUCUACUGCACCACCAAAUGUGGUCAUGUCUUUCAUCACAAAUGUUUGACCCGUUGGUUGUCCCAAUCGACAACAUGUCCACAGUGUCGUGCCGUUUGUCAUCGUCAUAUGAUACAUCGUAUUUAUUUGAAUUUUUCUGAGCCAACAGCACAGGAUGAUGAGCUGGAUGCAGAACCCGUAAACACUUUCGAUUGGUAUCCCUUGGAUAGUAGCAUGGAUCCCAAAGAAAUUGCUAGUUUUUCCUAUAAAUUGGGCACAGAUGCAGAUGGUGAUGCUAUUUAUGCGGCUCGGGUAUACUUUAAAGACGAUUUACUGCCAGCCUAUUAUGUUCCCAAGAAGAAAGGUGCCUAUUGUGCCUGGGGUGGUGGUGGUCAUUUUGUUGAAAAUGAUAUUGAACUGUUGUACACCAGUGAUGAUAAAGCCGAUUAUAAAUGGGUAUCUGCUGAAAAUGGUGCUGUACCAGAAAAUGCAUUCGUUUGUGGUUAUACAGAUCGCGGUGAAUCUCUGUAUUUUGGUCGGGCAAAUUAUGAGGGUCUAAUACGUUAUGGUAAAAUACAUCCAUCGCACCGUUGCUGUUAUAUACCCUAUGAGGAAUUAGAGAAAAACAAUAGAUCGUAUGAAGUAUUAGUUCGUAUUCCAGCAACAACGACAACGGAAUCAAGUCCACAAUAG